GCGCGGCGCCCCCCCCAGCCGGCCGCCAGGGGGCAGGCUUUCCGGGGGGGCGAUGCGGGGCCAGGGCCGCAAGGACAGCCUGUCCGACUCCCGGGACUUGGACGGCUCCUACGACCAACUGACCGACCCCAGGGCUGUGAGCGCCAUGAGUCUCUGCCAGAGGCGGUGCAAGCGGCAGCUGAGCCACAUCGCACGGUUCUUCUACCAAUUUGUGACGGGGACCCUCUCUCCAGACAGCGUGGAGGAUGAGUUCGAGCUGUCCACAGUGUGCCACCGGCCCGAGGGGCUGGAGCAGCUGCAGGAGCAGACCAAAUUCACACGCAAGGAGCUGCAGGUCCUCUACCGUGGCUUCAAGAACGAGUGCCCGAGCGGUAUCGUCAACGAGGAGAAUUUCAAACAGAUUUAUUCCCAGUUUUUCCCGCAGGGAGAUUCCAGCACCUACGCCACUUUCCUCUUCAACGCCUUCGACACAAAUCAUGAUGGCUCCGUUAGCUUUGAGGAUUUUGUGGCUGGUCUGUCCGUGAUUCUCCGAGGCACCGUGGAUGACCGACUCAACUGGGCCUUCAAUCUGUAUGACCUCAACAAGGAUGGAUGCAUCACCAAGGAGGAGAUGUUGGACAUCAUGAAGUCCAUCUACGACAUGAUGGGCAAAUACACAUACCCUGCCAUGAGGGAGGAGGCCCCACGGGAACAUGUGGAGAGCUUCUUCCAGAAAAUGGACAGGAACAAGGAUGGCGUGGUGACCAUUGAAGAGUUCAUCGAGUCCUGCCAAAAGGAUGAGAACAUCAUGAGGUCCAUGCAGCUCUUUGACAAUGUCAUCUAAGCCGGGCAUGGGUGUGUGAGCCAGAGUCCUUGGGCUGAUUCUCUGGGGGUUGGGGGGGAAGAGGGCAGCCACCUCCGCCUCCCCACUGUUUUCUGGUGUGCUCCUUUCCCAACCCACCGGCCCUGUGUCCCUUCCUCCCGGCCCCAGCAGGGCCUCUGCUUGUCCUAAACCACUCAGACCUCCCAGCCAGCGGCGAGCCUAGGGGAGGAGUCACGGGGAGACCUCCAGCACCCCCAGGUCAAGGAUUUGGAAACCCACCUCCUUCUCCCCUUCUCCACCCCAGAGGACUCUGCCGGUGGCUUUGCUUGUCAAUUCUUCUGUAUAUUUUGUAAGAUACGAAACCACACACAAUCCAAUAAAUACAAUGGCUAUGCACACA
This is a messenger RNA of Tachyglossus aculeatus (Australian echidna), 1202 nucleotides long. It is a transcript of the gene KCNIP2, whose product is annotated as potassium voltage-gated channel interacting protein 2. The coding region runs from base 53 to 823 and encodes 256 amino acids. Gene Ontology annotation, cellular component: voltage-gated potassium channel complex. Gene Ontology annotation, molecular function: calcium ion binding; potassium channel regulator activity. The record is from RefSeq and is a predicted model, not a curated record. The transcript is spliced from 10 exons. Gene Ontology annotation, biological process: regulation of potassium ion transmembrane transport. Lineage: Eukaryota; Metazoa; Chordata; Mammalia; Monotremata; Tachyglossidae.